AGGCAUACAGAUGUAAGUUUAAUCCAGGCAACGGUCAGAGCUGGGAAGUGAAUAUGGGGUUGCCCUUUUGCUAACAUGCUGUAGUAUUGAGUGGAAUAUUUAGCGGGCCAGCACAGCUGUCAAGUUGGGCUUCGAGGGACAGAUGAAAACCUCCUGGAACUGUCUGUCAUGUUUUACUCUCUCCAUCUCCUUGUGUGGAUCUAUGCGUUUCCACUGUUGAAGCUUGGAGGCAAGAGGUGUUAUCUCUAGCACUGAGAUCAGCUUUAAAAAAGGAAAUUGCAAGACUCUUGCAGAAAUCUGCUUGUCAGCUCCUGACAAGCCUCUGAUUAUUAGAUAAAGCAAGGGGACACCCGGAUGAAUUAAGGAAAAACUUGCAGAGGGAGAUUACUUCAAGCCCUGCUUUUCUGAACUCUGGCUUGUGGAAGAAUUUUUUUUUUGGAAUUUCCUGCAUUGUGCUGGAAGUGUGUCUUAUGUAUGUGAAGUCUGCCGGGAUUGCAAAUUUUCUUCCUCACACCAGCGGAGGCAGAGAUGCUGUGAUAUUGUGCAUGGACUUGGACUUCAUUUGAGAGGAUUUUGUUUUCACCUGAUCAGCAGUCCUUCAGUGUUUGAAUACAUUCUGAUCUGCCCUCCCACCGCUCUGCCGUGCUUUUUUUUUUUACUUAAAACUGUGAGCUGGACGGUGACUUAAGCAAUUUCAUCAGACAGGUUGAAUUCGGACUAAUUGCGUCCUCCGUGGAUUCUCAGACCUUCGUCCUCUGAGAGUAUCUGGUAGUGGGUGAGAGGGUCAAAAAUCCAGGAUGCAGGUGUCAUUGGUGUGCACGGACCACCGUGGGGGGGUGAGCCGCACCACGGAAGACCGGCUAAACAGGCAGAACGCCAACAGCCCCAACACAGGCACCCGGAGCAAGUUCAGAGCUGUGGCGAUGGUGGCUCGCAGUCUUGGACAGCUCUCGGUCCAGAGUGUGCCAUCCUGCAGCGAGCAAAGCAUGAGGACUGGCAUGAAGUAUAGAAACCUUGGGAAGUCGGGCCUGCGGGUGUCCUGCCUUGGUUUAGGAACAUGGGUGACGUUCGGUGGACAGAUAACGGAUGAGAUGGCAGAGCAGCUGAUGACUCUGGCGUAUGAAAAUGGCAUCAAUCUGUUUGACACAGCAGAGGUCUACGCUGCUGGAAAGGCAGAGGUGGUGCUCGGAAACAUCAUAAAGAAGAAAGGAUGGAGACGUUCAACUCUGGUCAUAACAACAAAGAUCUUCUGGGGUGGAAAAGCAGAGACUGAAAGAGGUUUAUCCCGAAAACACAUUAUAGAAGGUUUAAAAGCCUCUCUAGAAAGACUGCAGUUAGACUAUGUGGAUGUGGUUUUUGCGAAUAGACCGGACCCUAAUACACCUAUGGAAGAAACAGUUCGAGCAAUGACCCAUGUGAUAAAUCAAGGAAUGGCCAUGUACUGGGGUACAUCCCGCUGGAGUCCAAUGGAAAUAAUGGAAGCCUACUCUGUGGCGCGACAGUUUAACCAGAUUCCUCCCAUCUGUGAGCAGGCAGAGUACCACAUGUUUCAGAGAGAGAAGGUGGAGGUGCAGCUUCCCGAGCUCUUCCAUAAAAUAGGUGUGGGGGCCAUGACAUGGUCACCACUGGCCUGUGGGAUCAUCUCAGGGAAAUACGACGGAAGGGUGCCUCCCUACUCUCGGGCCUCUCUGAAGGGUUACCAGUGGUUGAAGGACAAGAUCCUGAGCGAGGAGGGCCGGCGUCAGCAGGCGAAGUUGAAAGAGCUGCAGGCGAUCGCGGAGCGGCUGGGCUGCACUCUGCCCCAACUCGCCAUCGCGUGGUGCCUACGGAACGAGGGGGUGAGCUCUGUCCUUUUAGGGGCGUCCAACACCGACCAGCUGAUGGAGAACAUAGGAGCGAUACAGGUUCUCCCUAAGUUGUCGUCCUCCAUCAACCACGAGGUGGACAGCAUCCUGGGCAACAAGCCGUACAGUAAAAAGGACUACCGCUCCUAACACGCAGCAUGGCCCCGCCCGGCAGGGCUGCAGCAGCAGCAGCAGCAGCAGCGCCCCACCUUUGCCUGAUCCUCUGUUUGCUUGAGCUUUUACUAAGUGAGACCCUGGCGCAUGAGUCUGGCCACACCAAGGCCACGCAGGGCGCCUCAUUUAGAGUCACGGGGAUAAGAUGAGAGAAGGGGGAGGAAAAAUACAGUCACCUCCACAAGAAAUGAAGGGACUGACAGACGGACAAGAGCGGAUGAGGGAUAUGUGCUCAUACUUAAAUCAGUUAUACAGUCAAUUCAGCUGAACAUAUUUUAAAAACCAUAGAUAAAAAUACCUUCUUUUUUUUAAAUAAUAAAAAAGCACACGCUUGCUUGGCAGCCAGAUUUUAUUUUUUUUUCCUUUUUCCAAAGAUGAAUGCAACUAAAAGGAAGAUGAAGUUCAUACUGUACGAAUAUACGAGAACUACACAUUGUACCAUUUGUUCCUCGGACGUUCUGUUUACAAACUCCUGUCCAUCAAGUGUUCUCUGGAAGAAAAACUGUGUGUUUGUUUGUUUGUUUGUUGUUGACAUUGUCAGUGUAAAGCCUUCGUGUUGGCUUGAACAAUCAGCACUUUAGUAUUGUCAGUAUAGGUUCUGGAGGGGAGAGGAUGGGUAUUUAUAACAUAGUUUUAUCUCACAACCAUUGCACUAUUAGAAUUUCAUCGCCUCCUGAUAAUUCCCUCUCCUCAUCCUCCCUCUGCGUCUUCACUGGCAGUGAACUCGUCCAGCCUGAUGCUCUGACACUCCCGCUGUCUGAGUCUGAGAGGACAGGGGGUUGACGACGGCGCUCUGCCUCCGAGGCUCCUCCUCCUCCCCCGUCCUGACCAGUGAACUGUCCACGAGUAUCGAGUCAGGAGCGUAGGCUGCUGUGUGCGGGCGACUGCCACUGAAGACAUUAGCUGUUUAUUCGCCCCUAACAGGAGGAACUGCAGUCAUCCUAAAUCACAUGCAGUGUCCUGCCUCACUGUGUUACCGACCUCUGGGGGGGGGGGGGUGUUCAGGCUGAGGAUUAACUGUACAGGAAGUGGUCAUAUCAGUGCUGGCUCCACAUCUCAUGGAAACUUGUCCUUGAUCACAUUUUUUGUUCAAGUAUUUUUGCCUUAUUUACAGUUGCGUCAGACCGCGCUGCUCGACAGCCCCGUCCCCCUUUGGCCGACCUGUCUGGAAACGUUGGCCGGUGGUGGUGGUGGUGUUUGUGGCGAGGACGAGCUGGCGUUUCCAGUUAAUCAGCAGAGGGGCAGCAGCUCAGGGAAUCGGAGCAGGUGGCUUUAGUCGUGCGUAGGCGUGAAAACGGUCAGGAGGUUGUAUUUGCUUGUCCGUCUCUCUUUCGUGUGUUCACACUGGGGCCGCACCAGUGACAUUUUUUUUUCGCGUGGCUUCAGCCAAAGAUCUUCUUCUUCUUUUUUCUUCUCUCUUUGACGACACACCUGAGUGUUUCACUUUCACUUCCUGCGGGAGUAUAGAACUCAUCUUGACGCAUGUGCUGUCCACUUUGUUAUCUUAUCUAUGGUAUGGACUUAAGUCCAUGUAUAUCUUUACUUGACUGUGCUGUUACAGUAGUUAACAAAAGCCCUUCAUAUACAGAAUGCGUAGUUACAGCUCAACGCUUUAGGAUAGUGAGGUUGGAUUCAAGCACGACAUACACUUUGAGACACGUAUUUAUACGUAUGUUAUUCCAGAAUUUGACGCCACCCUACAGUAUAUCAUUCUCUCUCCUUUGGGUGCUCUCUUACUGUGAUUAAAGCACAAGUGGAUAGCAUGUGGUACAUCCUCACAGCAUGGACUCUCUUCACCCAGCCUUCAAUAACCGACGGGACGAGCAGGGUGAUGCUACUCCCCCUAACUAACACGUGUAGAUAUCGAUAACAAAUCUUUUACUAACAGCUGAAACUAUUGAUUCUUAGCAUAAAGAAGAAAGAAAAUACAGAAGAAGCAAAACUGUUAGUGCAAACGAUGAUGUGAACGGGACGUAGGUGCUUCUCGGUUUCUGUGAAGGGAAUAAUCAAAGUGAGCAUCACUGUGUGGGAUUUGUGAGGAGGAGAUCUCAACAGAAAACUGUCUCGACUGUUGAUCCCUUUUUUUGUGUGUGUGUGUGUGUUAGGGAGGGGGGACAACUAAACAAAUCCCUUGCUAUAGCCUGUUGUAUUAGUUGAUCCCUGUAUUGGUUUGCCGUGUCUUCUGUGUCUUUUUAAGCGGCACAAGCCGAUGCUGUUUUCUCAGAAGAAGAAAAAAGAAUUUCCGAUAAGCAAAGAAGAUUUAGUUAAUUAGUCUGUGGAGUUCCUGUGUCUCAAUAUCAUCAUCUGCAGCGAGCGGAGAGGCGAUUGAGACUUGAGGGCAAAGUUUGACAUUUUGGUUCAUAGAUUUAAUAUUUGCUUUUUUGCCAAGAGUAACAUGAGGAGACUGCAACCACUGUCCCGUCUGCUGGGUAGAUAUGAAGCUACAGCUGGCAGCUAACUCGCUAAUCUUAACAUAAAGCGGAGGGAGUGUGUGCUGUUACAAUCAGCCAAUGUUAAGAAUCAUUUCUCACGAUUUAUGAUUGAAUAAGGAUUGCAAUACAUUUCAGCAGAAAGUGAUUGUGUAAAAUGACAUUAUGACGACUUCUCUUUUCACUUAUGCGACACAGACUGAACUGGUGGAAGUCUCACACAUUAAAUGUGGAACUUGAAAAAGUAACUAAUCAGUAAAAUUACAGAUUAAUCAUAGAAGGAAUCUUUUUUUGGCGGUUUCAAAAUCAGGUUAAUCAGAAACUACGUUUAACUUUAUAUUCAUGAAGGUUAGAAUGAAUAUGCCAUAUUUUAGAAGAAAGACAAAAUUUCCAUGUUUCAGUUCUUUAAAUUUGUACAAGCAGCAAAGGUUGUUUUUGUACUAUUUAAAAAAAAGUUUUUUGUUAGUUUUGUAGCUUUAUGAUUAAUUAUCUUUAUGCUCAGGUAGCUGACCGCCGGACGUAGCUUCAUACCGAACAGACAGAAAUCAGUGUUAUCAAUCUUCUCAUCUAACUCUGGACAAGAUGGUCAACAAGCAUAUUCCCCAAAAUGUCUACUUUAAAUAAUAUAGCUGUACAUUUUAUUCGACCAUCUGUUAUUUCACUCUGCGCUGACUUGCCCAACAAACGCCGUGUGUGAAAUAACUUCAGUGUUUUAAGACGAGUGUAGUCGGUGGAAGUCUUGCUUUAAGAGCUCCUGGUUCCAUCGUACUCGCUGUUCUAACAUUAAUGACUAAGUUCAGAAAUGAAAACCAGACCCAUGUGGAUAGAGCUUAUUUUACAGAAGGUUAAAAGUUAUACAGAGAAUAUAUUUUUUAUGUUUUUUGCCUUUAAUGCAGUAGAAAAUCAAAAGAAGUUUUUAUUUAAAAAAUAAAAAUUCAUCAUGCUGCAUUUUUCCUAUCUGUAUUGUAUCAAUUUUAAGACUGAUAAAAAGAAGCAAUUUCUGUGUUGUGUAUGCGUUGUUAGGAAUGCUCUGAAGAGGACUUAGUGAGCGCCUGGUGUCUCCUGUACAUAGUUUGACCUCUGUAUAUAAUUCUGGUUGUGAUCACCUUUGCCUUUUCUCUUUUCUUUUCUUUUUUCUUUUGCAGGCGUUGCUACAGCACUGUGCUUGAAUCUGAACUUUAGACAGGAUGUACAGCUUCGAUCUUCAAUGACAAUGAAAUAAUGAUAAAAUAAGAAUGGUUAAAAAAAAACAAA
Molecule: messenger RNA, 5701 nt
Organism: Scophthalmus maximus (turbot)
Lineage: Eukaryota; Metazoa; Chordata; Actinopteri; Pleuronectiformes; Scophthalmidae
Gene: kcnab2a
Product: potassium voltage-gated channel subfamily A regulatory beta subunit 2a
Exons: 14
Coding region: 798-1994 (398 amino acids)
Biological process (GO): transmembrane transport; regulation of potassium ion transmembrane transport; regulation of action potential
Cellular component (GO): voltage-gated potassium channel complex; membrane; juxtaparanode region of axon
Molecular function (GO): transmembrane transporter binding; potassium channel regulator activity; voltage-gated potassium channel activity
Source: RefSeq, a predicted model, not a curated record